CUUCAAGACCCAAACCACCUCCAAGAACUCCAACAUGCUUACCCGUAACUUCCUCGCCCUCCUCGCCGCCGCCGGCGGCGUCCUCACCGCCCCAGUAGUCGACUCCCGCUCCCCCGACCCUGCCGCCGCCCCAGAACCCGCCCCCGUCGCCGACCCAACAGACAAACCCGCCGACUACGGCGACUAUGGCCAAUACGGCAAAUACGGCACCUACGGCUCCUAUCCCCCUCCAGGCAGCUACGAGAAAUACGACCCCCCUCCAGGCGGCUACGCAGACUACGGUGCCUACCGCCGCUCUAUCCGCGCUCCGAUCCGCCGACGUGAUGACUACGGCAACUACGGCGACUACGGCCGCUACGGAGACUACGGCUCGUAUCCUCCUCCUGGCAGCUAUGACAAAUACGACCCCCCUCCCGGCGGCUACGCGAACUACGGCACCUAUCGCCGCUCGGUCCCCGCGCCGGUCGUGAAGCGGGACGACUACGGCAACUACGGUGAUUACGGCGGGUACGGCGACUAUGGCUACUAUCCUCCUCCGGGCGGGUACGAGAAGUAUGAACCUUCUCCGGGUGGAUACGCGGACUACGGCGCCUAUCGCCGCUCGGUCCCGGCGCCGGUCGUGAAGCGGGACGACUACGGCAACUAUGGUGAUUACGGCGGGUACGGCGACUAUGGCUACUAUCCUCCUCCGGGCGGGUACGACAAGUAUGAUCCUCCUCCAGGUGGAUAUGCGGACUACGGGAGUUACAAGCGGGAAGCGGAGGCGGCGGAGAACUGAGGUACUGACUUGGGGGGCAACCUGAGCGGGCAGUGGUGGAUUUAUUGAGAAGGGUGAGAUGCGAGAUUAGACAUGGUGAACGUGACGGAAUGACGGGGAAGUAAUCGACGAAAUGGGUUGAUGACAUGAUGAUAUGGCGCUCCUUAGCAUAAGCAUGUAGAAUUGAGAUUUAGGAAAUAAUAUGGAUUUAGAAUGAGAUCAAUCCAAAACUAUCAACAGUGG
Messenger RNA from Eremomyces bilateralis CBS 781.70, 1000 nucleotides. RefSeq lists its product as uncharacterized. The record is from RefSeq and is a predicted model, not a curated record. The transcript has a single exon. NCBI's taxonomy places the organism in Eukaryota, Fungi, Ascomycota, Dothideomycetes, Eremomycetales, Eremomycetaceae. The coding region runs from base 35 to 778 and encodes 247 amino acids.